Molecule: messenger RNA, 1105 nt
Organism: Alligator sinensis (Chinese alligator)
Lineage: Eukaryota; Metazoa; Chordata; Crocodylia; Alligatoridae
Product: lymphocyte antigen 6E-like
Exons: 3
Coding region: 77-460 (127 amino acids)
Molecular function (GO): acetylcholine receptor inhibitor activity
Source: RefSeq, a predicted model, not a curated record
CAGGUCAAGUGCAGCAGAGGUAUAUAAAAUCUGCCUUGGACACAGCUGCUUUCUUGUAGGCUGCAAAGACAUAACAAUGAUGAAGGCUUCUCUUCUUGCCCUGCUGGCUGCAGUCCUGUGUGUGGAUCUAGGUUACUCCUUACGCUGCUAUGUCUGCAACGAAGAGCCCUCCAACUUGAAUUGUCUGGCCUCAAAGGAGUGCGCAUCGCAUGAAAAAUACUGCAUGACCACCUAUGUCUCUGGAGGACUCAGGAAUGAAAAAGACUUCCGCAUCACCAAGAAAUGUGCUGCAGAUUGCUCUAAAUCAGAUGUGAACCUUGGCGUCUCAUCCAUUUCAACCAACUGCUGCGAUACUUGGCUGUGCAACAUCAGCGGAGCUAGCAGCGUGAAAACCAGCUUUGUGGUGAUGGCAUUUGGGGUCUUGGCCAGCUUCCUCUGUGUCCUUCGAGUUGGGCUGUGAUGGAGCGUGGCAAGAAAAAGGAUUUGGCUUCCUCUAGAACUUGCAUGGGCUUUUCCCGGGGGACGCCAAGAUGCUGUCAGGUGCAAAAGUUUCCAUCGAGAUCAGUAGGGCCCCAGUUCUUCCAAGCACCAUUGCAGAUCCCAGGCUGUUUCUCACUCACUCUAUGUACUGCGGUCUUUUCUGCUAGAGACAGGAUUUGUGAGAUGUGGGUCACCAUGUUGCCCUUCCUUUGUGGGGAGGAUAAGUACCUGAAAGAGUAGCUUGUGCUGUGGUGUGGGAUCGGGGGACUGGGGAAGUAGCUAAGAGAGGUCUCCACAUCUUUCAUUGCAUGCUAGUGUUGGGGACCUGGGAUGUUGAGCCCUUUCUAAUGCCCCACCUCUCUCCUGAGCAACAAUCUCCUCUCGAUCUCUUCCUACAACAUGCCCACCGACAUCUCAAGAGCCACCUUCCCUGCACCUCUUGUGCCUGAAGCAUGCCUCUAACCUUGGCUGUGGUGGACAUCAAUCACCGACUCUCCAGUUGGCACACUGGCACCUACCUCCCACCCCGUGUUUGUGCCCGAAAGCUUGCAUGUGACUUCUGCCAUGUGACUUGUGUGUGAUUUCUCUCUGGAGAAGCUCUUCCUAAUAAAAUGUGUCUGAGUGG